GGUAGUCUGCAAGUAAUAGUGUUCUGUGGUAGUCUGUCACAUAGAUUAUACACUUAAUAUAUGUCUGUCACUCGAAUCAAAACAAAGUGGUUAUUUAAUUAAUUCAUGUAUUGCUUGACUUGUUUGUUUAUAAUUAUUUAAAAUAGAUAGUUGUGAAGGGCUUAUAUUUUCACCAUGAAGCUAACUGUCGAUGGUUUAUUGGUCUAUUUCCCAUACGAUUACAUUUAUCCGGAACAGUAUGCUUAUAUGUUAGAGUUAAAACGUGCAUUGGACGCUAAGGGACAUGGAUUGUUAGAGAUGCCUUCCGGAACCGGAAAAACCAUAUCGCUCCUGUCUUUAAUCGUAGCUUAUAUGAUACAGAACCCUCAUCAUGUCAGAAAGUUAAUCUACUGCUCUCGUACAGUGCCAGAAAUAGAAAAAGUGUUAGAAGAACUAAAGAAUUUAUUCAAUUAUUAUGAGAAAUCUCAAGGAGAGAAACCGAACUUAACAGGAGUUGUUCUUAGUUCCAGGAAAAACUUAUGUAUUCAUCCUGAUGUAUCAAGAGAAAGAGAAGGGAAGCUUGUAGAUGGCAAAUGUCAUGCCCUCACAGCAAGCUAUAUACGAGACAGGCAUGAACGUGAUAGCUCUGUGCCAAUUUGUCAAUUUUAUGAGGGCUUCAAUCGUGAAGGCAAAGAGUCUAUGUUACCAUACGGAGUCUACACUAUGGAUGAUAUGAAACAAUAUGGUGCUGAUAGAAAUUGGUGUCCAUAUUUUCUUGCGAGAUUUGCUAUAAUUCACGCUGAGAUAGUGGUGUACUCAUAUCACUAUUUGCUAGAUCCAAAAAUAGCAGAAGUUGUCUCGAAGGAACUGAACAGGGAGGCGGUGGUCGUGUUUGAUGAGGCUCACAACAUAGACAACGUGUGUAUAGACUCCCUUAGUGUGAAGAUCACGAGGCGGACCAUAGACAAGAGCUCGCAGGCAUUACAGCAACUUGAGAAGACUGUUGCAGAAAUUCGUGACGAAGACGCGGCUCGUCUUACGAUGGAGUACGAGCAACUGGUGGCAGGGCUGAAGGACGCCGCCAUACAGAGGGAGACUGAUACAAUACUGGGCAACCCUAUUUUACCCGAUGAAGUGUUGAACGAGGUUGUACCCGGUAACAUCAGGAACGCCGAGCACUUUCUCAGCUUCCUGAAGCGGUUCAUCGAAUAUGUGAAGACCAGACUGCGCAUACAGCAUGUGGUGCAAGAGUCUCCUGCGGGUUUCUUAAAAGACGUAUCGAGUCGGGUGUGCAUAGAACGGAAGCCGCUACGAUUCUGCGCAUCUCGCCUCGCCUCCCUGAUGAGAACGCUCCAGAUACCGGAUCCGUCGCACUUAUCAUCGCUAGUCCUGAUCACGCAUCUCGCGACCCUGGUCUCGACCUACACCAAGGGCUUCACGAUCAUAAUCGAGCCCUUCGACGACAAAACGCCGAAUGUUUCGAAUCCUAUAUUGCAUUUUUCAUGUAUGGACUCCUCAAUAGCGAUGCGGCCGGUCUUCGCGAGGUUCCAGACCGUCAUCAUCACGUCAGGAACCCUCUCGCCGCUGGACAUGUACCCGAAGAUCCUGGACUUCAAUCCGGUGAUAAUGAGCUCCUUCACCAUGACCCUGGCCAGGCCGUGCAUACUGCCCAUGAUAGUAUCGAAGGGCAGCGAUCAGGUGGCCAUAUCGUCCAAGUACGAGACGAGAGAGGACGUCGCCGUCAUAAGGAACUACGGGCAGCUGCUGGUCGAGAUGUCGGCGUGCGUGCCUGACGGCGUGGUGUGCUUCUUCACGUCGUACCUGUAUCUGGAGAGCGUCGUGGGGGCCUGGUACGACCAGGGUGUAGUCGCGAGUCUGCAGCGACACAAGCUGCUGUUCAUCGAGACGCAAGACUCCGCCGAGACGAGCUUCGCCCUCAUCAACUACAUCAAGGCGUGCGAGUCGGGGCGCGGCGCCGUGCUGCUGUCCGUGGCCCGCGGCAAGGUGUCGGAGGGCGUGGACUUCGAGCACCACCUGGGCCGCGCCGUGCUCAUGUUCGGCAUCCCCUACGUGUUCACGCAGAGCCGCAUCCUCAAGGCACGGCUCGACUACCUGCGGGAGAACUUCCAGAUUCGCGAGAACGACUUCCUGACGUUCGACGCGAUGCGUCACGCCGCGCAGUGCGUCGGCCGCGCGCUCCGCGGUAAGACGGACUAUGGCAUCAUGGUGUUCGCGGACAAGCGGUUCAGCCGCGCCGACAAGCGCAGCAAGCUGCCGCGCUGGAUCCAGGAGCACUUGCGGGACUCGCUCUGCAACCUCAGCACCGAGGAGGCCGUGCAGAUCUGCAAGCGUUGGCUGCGGCAGAUGGCGCAACCCUUCACCCGCGAGGACCAGCUCGGCGUGUCACUGCUCACGCUGCAGCAGCUACAGUCCCAAGAGCAGCAAGACAAAAUAGAGAAACAAGUCAUACAGAAAUAAACGGACUCACCACUCAACCUGUAUGCGGCUAGUGGCCGAUUUUAUGUCGCGGCCACAGUGGCCCCGGGUCAGCACUGAGUUUCCUAGUCGUUAUGGUCUGGUUAUACAGUGGGAACAACUUGGCGGAGACAUGGUAUUGUGGCCAUGCCUCCUACACAGACCAGACGCUGUUUAUUGAUUUAUUACUAUUUUAUACCGAAAACAAAAACAUACGUACAGGUCAGUACAAAAGUGUAUCUGAAUAUAUUUUUUUAAGGUGAUAACAUCUUAUUUAUAAAUCGAUGAACACCGGCUGCACGAACGAAAAAGUGUCACGCUCCGCUUGGGCGUGCAAGCGAGAGCGCGGAACAAGCGAUAGAGAGGCACGAUUGGCUUAAGCGUUGGCUUAUGACGCAUUUAACACUCUUCUCGCGUGACGUCAGAGCUGGCAGUUCGAAUGGUUCUGCUACUGAUGUUAUCACGUAGGGCUAUCGUCCGUAUACCGACUUUACAGACAACCAAUUCUUUAAUUAAUUAUUAUUAAGCACAAAAUGUAAACUAAAAUACUCUUGAAAGAAUACAAAUAAUAUUUCUCAAUAUUCACUGCAAUUAUUAAACUGUUAUUACUAUUUGGAAAUAAAAUACGAAUUAUCAGUCUUUAGACCUAUGAUUUUAUUGAAUGUUUUUAAUUAAUUAUUUUUAAUAUUAUUCGGCGGUAUGGUAGUUAGUGGUCUUGAUUGCUGGGGUCGUGAAUUCGAUUCCCAUAUCGGGAAAACAUUCGUGUGACAAUGAAAUUAGUUUGCUCUGUUGCUGGAUGUUCAAUACCUAUAUGUGUAUAUAUUUAAACAUAUCGAGGGGUGAAAGGCUGGCUUAAGCGACAUUUUUGCAACUUUUCAGGAGAGCGAUUUAGAGUUUAAGUUUUGGUUUUUCCAAAAUUUUACAUAGCGACGCUUGAAAGGCAAACGUGACUAAGCGACAAUGCGUGAACUUUACAGUAGACUAAUUUAAAGUGGAAAUACCUGAAAACAAAAUUUAUUUUAACGAAUCUAGCUGUAGUAGAAUCUAGGAUCUACCUAGUAUCUGUAGGAUUCAAAUGAUUUUAAUAGACCUAGAAAUAUAUUUUUUUUGCGCAUCGAAUAUGGUUAUUGCCUAUCAUUUAUGUACAAAACAGUUAUUGUCGCUUAGUCACGUUUGCCUUUCAAGCGUAGUAAUCAUAAAAAAAAUUCUUCAGCUAUUUCAAUGGGGUAAACUUAAUCGAAGUUCAAUUAAAAAUAUCGAACUGUUGAUGCUAAUACCAAAUGAAACGGACCGUUAAUUACAAAAGUAAAUGUCGUGUGGUUUUUUUAUUGCUUAGAUAGGUGGAUGAGCUCACAUCCCACCUGGUGUUAAGUGGUUACUGGAGCCCAUGGACGUCUACAACGUAAAUGCGCCACCCACCUUGAGAUAUAAGUUCUAAGGUCUCAGUAUAGUUACAACGGCUGCCCCACCCUUGAAACCGAAACGUAUUACUGCUUCACGGCAGAAAUAGGCGGGGUGGUGGUACCUACCCGUGCGGGCUCACAAGAGGUCCUACCAACAAUAGAAAUGUCGCUUAAACCAAAUAGCCUUUCACCCUUCGAUAUAUAAGUAUGUAGUUAAGUGAAUCUCUAGUUGUCACAGCGCGGCGCACCUUGUGCCCGGGCGACGGUGUGAGUUGGUCCCCAAUUAUUUCGAUGCCUCCAAUGAACACUAACUCAACAUUUUGAAAUAUUCGUUUUUCACGCAAAUCGCUUCACUAUUUUAAAAGUAUUACAAUUAAUCAUUAUUGAUGGGGUUCGAAGCAAGAGUAAAUCAGCUAGUUACACAAAAAAACCAUAAAUAUAUCUGCAAUAAUGAUUUUAUCAACUUUUUUCGUUUAAACGCUCCUCCUGUAAAUCUACGAAUUUGGAGUUAGCGUAGUGUUCAUUGGAGGCAUCGAUUUAUUAAUUGUUACUGGAGCACCUAUUAGCACGUAACCGAAUUUUAUUAAUAAUAAAUAUCAUUUGUAUGAA
Bombyx mori (domestic silkworm) is the source of this 4466-nucleotide messenger RNA. It is a transcript of the gene Xpd, whose product is annotated as general transcription and DNA repair factor IIH helicase subunit XPD. Lineage: Eukaryota; Metazoa; Arthropoda; Insecta; Lepidoptera; Bombycidae. The record is from RefSeq and is a predicted model, not a curated record. The coding region runs from base 175 to 2457 and encodes 760 amino acids. Gene Ontology annotation, molecular function: damaged DNA binding; hydrolase activity, acting on acid anhydrides, in phosphorus-containing anhydrides; DNA helicase activity. Gene Ontology annotation, cellular component: nucleus. Gene Ontology annotation, biological process: positive regulation of mitotic recombination; transcription by RNA polymerase II; nucleotide-excision repair. The transcript is spliced from 19 exons.